This is a messenger RNA of Colletotrichum phormii, 1914 nucleotides long. Its product is annotated as fungal-specific transcription factor domain-containing protein. Gene Ontology annotation, biological process: positive regulation of transcription from RNA polymerase II promoter by galactose; DNA-templated transcription. Gene Ontology annotation, cellular component: nucleus. The annotation marks the transcript as partial. Lineage: Eukaryota; Fungi; Ascomycota; Sordariomycetes; Glomerellales; Glomerellaceae. The transcript has a single exon. Gene Ontology annotation, molecular function: RNA polymerase II cis-regulatory region sequence-specific DNA binding; zinc ion binding; DNA-binding transcription factor activity, RNA polymerase II-specific. The record is from RefSeq and is a predicted model, not a curated record.
AGGCCAAAGAGGAGGCAAGUCGGCAGGGCGUGCGAUGCUUGUCGCUUGCGUCGCAUCAAAUGCGACGAUGCAUCUCCUUGUACCAACUGCAGGGGUCGGGGCCAGCAGUGUAGCAAUUCGGAUGCAUCGCGAACUUCGACCCUCUCUCAGGCCCAUGAAGAGAUAGAUCGACUGAGGCUUAGAGUGUUGGACCUCGAACGAGAGCUCCAACGACAGCGAGAGGCGCAUAUCACUUCUGAAUCUCCACCUUCAAUACAUUCACAGCAAGUAGUCGCCACCGUGGAAGCACCGGCAGCCAUGAACAUCGAAGGCCACUUCGUCACGCCAAACAACAAGCCUUGGGACGGUGCUCUGCUUCGACCUGCACGUUCGCCUCAUGUCGCUUGGUUUGGACCUUCGUCUCUUUACUUCUUUAUCCACCGCCUUGGCGUGUUCCUCAGUACCGAUGUUGAACAUGCUCAGCCAGACCAUAUGCUUCUCCGAUCAACGGGCGGUAAUAACGUGCUCGCUCAGGCAAAGACUACAUCAGAAGACGCAUCUCAUUUGCUGAGACCACUGGUCAACGGCAAUAAAUCUGGUGUUUUCCUGAAUCCGAUUCAAGAAGAGUACUUCGUCAAUCUGUUUUGGCAAUCGUAUCACACCUCUUUGUACGCCAUUAUCGAUGAGGCUGAGUUUAAAAAAGAGUAUCAAGCACUCUAUCUGGACGUGCCUGUGGGGUAUACUCGCAAGUCUUCGGCGCUAGUCGACAUUGUUGUUGCCAUGUGCAUGCAGUAUAGGGCCUCGAGUCUGCCAUCUAGCCAUCAAGGAAAUAUUGUUGAAGAAAACGAUGCUACAACUGCCGGCCGGUGGCACUAUCGAAGAGCACAGACUUUGCUAGCAGGAGAGAUGGAAAGCCCUACCAUCUCUACACUCCAGUGUCAUCUUCUAUCAGCUGUCUAUGUCUGUGGCGCGUCAUUUCAUAACAUGGCAGAUAGCAUUUGCGGUCAAGCUGUACGCACAGCCUACAUGCUGGGUCUUCACAUUGACCCUCCUCUUGUUUCAACAGAGAAAGAACGUCAAGUAAGACGUCGUCUUUGGUGGGCCGUCUAUGUCUUGGAUAGCAAAGUCGGGAUGAAGCUGGGCCGCCCUUUUUUACUUCAUGGCUCAUUUUCCAUGCCGCCUUUCCCCGAUGACCAGCUUGGCGCUUCCGUGUUAUCAGGAUCUACAUUCGCUCCCAUCUCAGGGGACGCUACCUGGCUAAGUUUUAGCCUUCAUCAUCUCAAGUUGUUCAAAACGAUGAGAGAUGCUCAUACUGCAUUGUACAGUCACGACUUUGGCCUUGGUCAACACAAGACCAUAUGGGAUGACCCCACAUCAUUAGCCAAGGUAGCCGAAAGCCUGGGACCUCAUAUCCAAGCGAUAGAGAAAUGGGUGCAGAACCUACCUGGGGCGCUCAAAACCAGUCGAGAAACCGAUGGCUGUGUUCUUUCGACUGACGGCACGGCUCUCGUCAUUGAGCAGUAUGCCCCACUCUGGCUACAAAGACAACGCCUCCUCCUGGAAAUGGAAUAUCACCACAUGUCUGUCAACCUUUACCGACCCUUCAUCUCGUUCAAAAGAGUUCCGGUGGCCGGGAGUCUUGUUGAGAGGCUCGCAGUGGAAAGCAUCAACCACGCGAUAGAGCUAUCCAAGAUUACCCAGCAAGCGUUGUCGUCCACAGCUAUUCUCAAUGGAUGGCAUGAAGCAUUUCAGUGGCAAUGGAAUUCUGCCAUAACAUUGGCAGGAUUCAUUUUGGCCAAUCCAUGCCACGCUUCCGUGGAACCUGCGAGAAGUGCCAUGGGAUUGGCCUUGUCGGUUUUUCGUACAUUUGGCCAAAGUUUCGAGCUGGCUACAAAUGCUGAAACUGUUGUCCGAAUGCUCUGUACGAAGAUCGAU